This is a messenger RNA of Ostertagia ostertagi, 1602 nucleotides long. Lineage: Eukaryota; Metazoa; Nematoda; Chromadorea; Rhabditida; Trichostrongylidae. The record is from the annotation of a GenBank genome assembly.
AUGAACUUUCAAACAAAUGCGUACGUGGAGACUGAGAUCACUAUGAACGUGCAGCCUGGAGUUCUUCUACAGAAUUGCGACUUUACGAGGAUGUCCUUCUCCUGUGGUUUGAAUGAAGGCUUUCAAAAAGAAAAUCCCGAGCAUUUGAGUGAUCAGUGCGACUCUGAGCUGUGUUCGGUGGGGGAAUCUCUGGCAGACAUAGAUGACGUAGCAGAUGAAGUGGAGGUGGAACAUAGCGAUGUUGUUGGAUGGGAGCAUGAAAAACCACACAAUUUGAAGUCAUAUGCACCAGCUAAUGUGCUCAUGACCAAUGACUCUCUCAAAAGUCGGCCGCAGCUGUUUGUUGGAGCUGGACCUUCCAUGCAAGAUCGCGACAGCAGUUCGAUGCAAUGGGGAGAUCCAGGUGACAUUCCAAGUUCGUCAUCCAGUUCUCAAUGUAUACCUGGAAUGAAGUCUCUUUUCAAAAUGUAUGGGGAAGUGGCAGUCCGUAAGGCUGCACAAACGCCCCUCAUCGACGCUGACGAAGCUGUUGCCGAGAAAGGCGAAGAGGCUGUGCCGGCACAGUUUAUGAGUAGAGACAAUGAGUACGAGGAGGUACUGGAUGAUGGCGCUCCAGAUGCAGACUUUAUAGCCUUGGACCCGGGUCAACUGUAUAGCAAGCGGAAGCAAACUCUUCAUAAACACAAAGAAUGGCCUUUAUAUUGGGAUCGACCUGUUGAUUUUCAUGAGGCAUCUCACAUACUAAUGGGUGCCAUUGCGGUGCAUGAGAGCAAAGUAUGCACUUCAAUACCUCAAGAAUUCCGUGGAGAAGGCACAUUCGUUAUCAACUGUGAAAAUCUUGAUCGAUCUGAUUCUAACAAUGACGGUUUGGGGAUGUGGGGGAGACCUACUGGAAGGAAUCGUUAUUAUGGUCAUUCUGAUUGUGGCCUUUUCGUUAGAAUGGAUGAUGGUAGAGGGAACUUACUUCCUCAUUCAAAGUACAUAUGGAAGUGCAUGAUGCGGAGAUAUGAACAUCCGAUGACUGCGAGUGUAAACAGAGGGCAGAAUCGUUUCAUUAAGAAGGUUUACACUGCUCUAUAUCCGCACGAGCGAAAGGAGAUCGUUUCAUUUAUUGUGAUUACGUACGAAUGGAUUGGGAAGCCGUUCAACUUCCGUUGCAUCCCUGUACCCACGAAAAAACGGCGUGGAGUUCUGGCUGCUCCUCAUCCACCCCCUGGUUCAAAAGAUUGGCAAGCCGCUUCUUUUCAAAACGGUGUUAUGGCCGCUCUCCCGGCUACCUGCUCUGCAUAUUUCGGUGAUUGUCCCUUGUAUGCUGUAGGAGCAAUUGAUUUCAGUGCUGUAGCUUCCAUUAUUCUUGGCGGAACUGUAGUCGAACCUUCUAAGAUAUGCAAUAAAGUCCCACAGGGAUAUCGAGAGUGUGGUACAUUCGUGAUUGAUUUGUGCAAUUUCGUCUCUGAUGCCGAACUUAGGAGAGAUGAUAAUGGAAGUUGGGGAAAACCUGCUGGAAAUUCAAGGUAUUAUAAAAUUGAUCCGGAUACUGGUGAUGCAGUGAGAGUUGAUCGUUGUUGCAAGCUAAUAGAAGGUGCCGAAUACGAUGUACAG